AUGGCCUCGUCAACAUCGUCAACAUCACCUACGCCGCCGCCACCGCCGCAUCCUAGCGACGGCUUCAACACGCUGCGCUUCUGCGUCGGUGUCUAUAUUCCUAACGACGAAGAUGACGACAGCAACGAUGGGGACCGCCCUGACGACUCCUCCGACUUCGCUACCCAGACUGUCGAGCUCUGCUUCCACGACACUUUUAUCCCUCGUCCCGACCAACCUUUGUCCCUCCACCUCUCUGGCGCCGGCUCCGACCUGACCGUCAUUCGUUACCACCCGCCGCCGACCCUUUCGAUCCCGACACCGCCCUGCUUCAUCGUCGAGUGUCACGGCCUCGUCCGCCUCGUGCCCCCGACCUCCGCUGCGGCAUCUUCCUCGGCCUCGCCUCUUGCCUUUCUGUCUCCCGCUCCACUGUCUAUUCCAUCGAGGCCAUCGUGGUGCCGCCCCCCGUUUCUCUUCUCGGCUGUCGUGGCCGUCCUGUCCAUCGUCUUGUUCGUCUUCCGAGCUCCAUGUCACCCUCGAUCAAGCAGCGAAACCUGCGGCAUAACCAACUCCUCCCAUUUCGAUGCCACAAACGCGAUUCACGAUGCAACACAUCUCACUUUGCCGACUGACCUCCUGGAAAUCGCCGACGCAUGGGCUCGCAUCCCCCUCCGGCUCGCAACCCUCGACCGUCUUGACUCUUCCGACAACGACCCUGACGCCGCCCUCCUCGCUGGUCUUUCCAGGGACGCCGCCCUUCGCGAUACGCGUGAGGUCGCCCGAACAGUCUUCCGCGCCAUCAUUUCCCCACCAUCGACCCGCGAUGCCAGCAGUGCCCCGACCGGAAACCACCACACCGACGCAGCCCGCUUCCGGCACUCCUCCUUGACAGACUCCGUCGCUGCUGCGGUAGCAUCCUGGCGUGAGGUGGCCGACGAGAUCAAAGUCGCCUGGAGUCGGCCGCUCACCCGCGACGCAUCGGAACUGCGCCGCCUCCUCCAUACCAUACCCAUCGUCGACGAUGCAGACGCCCUCUUCUUCCACACAGAAGGGGGCGGCAAUAUCGCAAGUCUCGACCGCCGUCUCCUCCCUGUCGUCGACGGAAAGUUGCGCCUCGCUGUGUCGCCUGCCGCUGGCCGCGUGCUCGACGUCUACUUGGACAGCUUCGCGGAGAGCAUUUCGCAGAGUAGAGAGUGCGCCUUCUUCCGCGCCUGUACGCACCCGCCGCCACCGCCGGAUCGACUGCACCCUGUAUGCCAGAUGCCUCCGCUCCCUCUCGACCACUCCAUCGUUUUCCUCGAGGGUUGGGAUCAGUCCCGCCGCCAGUCGCUGGCCAACCGCACCCAGACCACCGCCGUCGACCAUGAUCUCCUCGAUGAACCGCCCCUCGUCGCAUUGGCUCGCCAUCUCACCGCCCUCGGCAGCAGGGUCGACGACCUCAUCACCAUGGCCACCUCGCUCGGGGCGAACAAAACCAAGAUCUACAACAAGAGAGGCAUGGGGGACUGGGCCCGCGGAUACUUCCAAAGGCCGCGGCUGCCCGAGGAUAACGAGAGCGCCAGCAACUCCAAUACUUCCGCGGCCAUCGCAGCCGAACGCCUCCGCGGUCUCCGCAUCUCAUCCAUCCACCCCCAGGAAACAUCCGCCGUCAUGGCCGUAGUCGCCGCUCGCGACGCCUGCACGCGCCUGGAAGAAUUGCGUGACACUGCCUUCCGGCUGCGGGGCGGCGAGGGGUGGGUGCGGAUCGCGAUGCACACCGACACGCGCGUGACGCACGCGCAGCUUCCCCGACCCAAGGUCCUCGCCGAGGCCGCCGACGCGUUGGCGGCGAGGGUCGAGGCGGAUGGGCAUCAGUUGACGGAGGGCUUGUAUCGUCUGAUGGCCGCGCAGAGGAGCGAUUGGUGGCGGGUUGGCGGUGCGGAAGAUGCCGACUCCAACGGUUAG
Molecule: messenger RNA, 1923 nt
Organism: Colletotrichum karsti
Lineage: Eukaryota; Fungi; Ascomycota; Sordariomycetes; Glomerellales; Glomerellaceae
Exons: 2
Coding region: 1-1923 (640 amino acids)
Source: RefSeq, a predicted model, not a curated record